AGAACGGAGCAAAUAACCCUUGCUACUGGAUUGGAAGGAGAAACAGAGCAGGUUGAUUCGUUUGCUCAACAAUCAGCUGCGGAUCUGUCUUCGGAGGGUGGAAGUUUGAAUGGGACGACCAAAAAAAGAAAAGGAAGAGGUCCAAUAAAGGGUGUCAAACCUGGGCACAACCUCUCCCUGGAAUUUCACAACAACAUGAUAAUUACCACUCAGGCAGUCCAUGAAAUUUCAGCUAAAUUCAAAAGGAGCAUCAAUUGGCCUUGGAUUACGUUCUUAGAGUAUCCUGCAUCAGAGUUGCAGACUGUGAUAGCUCGUUUCAAGGACUCAAGAUUCACUUACACUGGUUCAGAAGAGACUUUCAACAAAAUGGAAAUAAGUGAUAAGAAUAAGAGAAUCGGGAGAAGAGUGAGCUUGCAGCCACUGGCGCUUCAGCACCUUUGGCCAACUACAGAGAUGAAGAGAUGUUUCCAUGUGAAGAAGGACAAGAACUGGGUUAGCUCAAAAGAAAAAAACCUGCAUGAUGGAAUGAUAGAAGCAGAGGCUGAAAAGGUAUCCCAAGGAAACGAACCAAACAUAUUUGCCAUCUAUCAAGAAGUGAUAGGACCACAACGCCCCAAGCGUGUUCUAGGGAUGGGUCAUGGGGUGAGCUCGGUUGAUGUCUUCGGUCCCCCAUCGAGUCAAGGGAGUCAGGGUUGCAGCAAGCGUUGUUAGGAGGAUCGAACCAAAGAAAGGGAAAAAAUGAUGAGAAAAUGAAGAAGUUGGGGGAUGACAUCAUAGAUGUGAGGAAUGCAGCCCCUCACAUCGUUGAAUAUAUGUUGCAGAGGCUUGGAGUGCAGAAGCCCGAGUCAUUCGACAUGGAUCUCUAUAGUGAAGAGAAUGGGGAACAUGGUCGAGUUGGCGAAACUCAGGGUAACGAUGCGUCCGAUGACGAGUCCGAUGAGGAGACUGCCGACGAGACUGCUGCUGCUGCAUGAACUUCUUUUUAAUGCUAUCAUAGGACUCUAAGUAUCGCUUGAAUUAGAGAUAUUUUGUGUCAUUUUCGGAGGAUAGUUUGCCUUUUGAUUUUUGGAUGUUUGGUCGUAGCUGAUGGCUACUUGUAAGACAGUUUUAAAUCAAUUUCGGAAUAUUAUCAUAUAUGCUUAACUUCGUUUGGAUGAUUUUUUUGUGUGGUCAUCACUAGAAGUGUAAUGGCGU
This is a messenger RNA of Linum tenue, 1194 nucleotides long. NCBI's taxonomy places the organism in Eukaryota, Viridiplantae, Streptophyta, Magnoliopsida, Malpighiales, Linaceae. The record is from the annotation of a GenBank genome assembly.